AUGUCCCCCUCACAACCGGGCCUCCCACGGCCACCCUUCAAGACGACCCCAGGCUCAGCAGCAGCAUUCGCACGCACCCUGCCCCGACCGGCCGCCAUGAGCGCGACCGCCAUCUUCGCCACGGCCGCCCUCGCCGCCGGCGCCUACGCCCUGUACGUCCGGCGCUCCGCCGUGCAGGCCGAGGGCCUCGAGGGCAGGCCGCCCUUUGCCAGCUUCGGCUUCCGCUCCCUCAAGCUGCAGAGCGCCGACGUCGUCAACCACAACACCAAGCGCCUCGUCUUCGAGCUGCCCGACCCGGCCGUCAAGAGCGGCCUGACGCUGACGUCGGCCCUGCUGACCAUCACCUUCCCCGGCGGGUCGUGGCUGCCCACCGUGCGGCCGUACACGCCCGUCAACGACCUGAACGACAAGGGCAAGCUAGAGUUCCUCAUCAAGCACUACCCCAACGGCAAGGCCUCGACCUACCUCCAUGCCCUCAAGCCGGGCGACGCCGUCACCUUCGCCCCGAUCCCGGGCUACAAGUGGCGGGCCAACGAGCACGCGCACAUCGCCCUCGUCGCCGGAGGGCAGGGCAUAACCCCCUGCUACCAGCUCGCGCGCGGCAUCCUCGCCGACGCCGCCGACCGCACCCGCGUCACGCUCGUCUGGGGCGUCAACACGGACGACGACAUCGUCCUCGGCGCCGAGCUGUCGGACCUGGCCGCGCAGCACCCGGGCCGCCUCGACGUCGUCUACGUCGUGUCCAAGCCCGAGGCCGGGUCCAUGCACGUGGCGGGCCACGUCACCAGGGAGGUGCUCGAGCGGGCGGGCGUCAAGAAGGGCGCCGGGGACGUGGCCAAGGUCUUUGUGUGCGGGCCCCCGGCCAUGGAGAAGGUGCUCGUCGGCGGCAAGGGCCCCUUUGGCGGCGCGGGCAUCCUGGCCGAGCUGGGCUACGGCAAGAAGGAGGUGCAUCGGUUCUAG
Thyridium curvatum is the source of this 960-nucleotide messenger RNA. RefSeq lists its product as uncharacterized. The transcript has 2 exons. The record is from RefSeq and is a predicted model, not a curated record. Lineage: Eukaryota; Fungi; Ascomycota; Sordariomycetes; Thyridiales; Thyridiaceae. Gene Ontology annotation, molecular function: cytochrome-b5 reductase activity, acting on NAD(P)H. The coding region runs from base 1 to 960 and encodes 319 amino acids. Gene Ontology annotation, biological process: ergosterol biosynthetic process.